Molecule: messenger RNA, 3709 nt
Organism: Cydia strobilella
Lineage: Eukaryota; Metazoa; Arthropoda; Insecta; Lepidoptera; Tortricidae
Product: zinc finger protein 354B-like
Exons: 12
Coding region: 136-2388 (750 amino acids)
Biological process (GO): regulation of transcription by RNA polymerase II
Cellular component (GO): chromosome; nucleus
Molecular function (GO): zinc ion binding; RNA polymerase II transcription regulatory region sequence-specific DNA binding; chromatin insulator sequence binding
Source: RefSeq, a predicted model, not a curated record
UUGUCAACAGAUGACAACAGAUAGAUGAAAUGAAAUGUAUUGAAUUGGAGAGUUACAAUUAUUUAUAAAAUUAAAUUGUUCUUAGUUUCGUUGACUUUUCGUUCAUAGCGAAAAAUUAAAUUCUGGGGUCAAAUCAUGGAUGUAACACAAAAUGAGUCCUCAAAAGAGGACCCCGUGUUAUGCUGCCGCGCCUGCCUUACCACCGACGGAAGACUGUUCAACAUACAUGAAAAUAAACUUGCUGACGCCUUUGCUCACAUCACGGGGACUCCUGUUGUCAAGGACAAGCUUCCUCAGCACCUGUGCUCGUACUGCGGCACACAGCUGCGUAAAUGUGCGUCUUUUAGAGACAUGUGUCUCCGCACACAACAGAGUCUAGCUGCGGAGCCACUCAAGGAAAAGCUGGACUUGGAUGGCAUUCGCAAAAUAAGCCGCCCCUCAAACCUUUUUCUCGAUCUAACAAUAUCUGAAGUAAAAACAGUAGAAUGUUUAGAUCUAGACCUCACACCAGCAGACACUAUAAAAAAAGAACCAAACAUAGAAAUUAUUAAUAAACCAAACAUAAACAUUGCAGGUGUUAUUAAAAAAACUGGUUCUAAAGCACAAUUUGAAAACCAAAAGCAUGUACUUAAUGUUUCUGCCGAUAAACUUAAAUAUAUACAAAAAAGAGUUAGAAACAUUCAGAAUACUAUCAAGAAAAAGAUAGAAAGUGGAAAUAAAGAUGAUGAAAACAAUGCCAGUAUUACAGAAACCAAAAAUGAAUAUGACAAUGAUGAAAAAGAUGUCAUUAUAACGAAUAUUAAGAUGGAAAUCGAAAUUGACGAAAAUACAAAUUACAGCAUAUUUAGUGAGGAAGUUAAGAAAGAGUUUGAAAUUGAAGGUGACAAUAGUGACGUUGAUGGUGACAGUGGUGUUAAGACACGACUUAAAAGGCGAAAAGAAAUGAAAAAGAAUUUGGAAGCUAAGAAAAAGAGAGUACAUGUGAAAACUCUGUGCAAAAGUAAUACAAAGCAGAAGAGAGGACGAAAGAGGGUGAAAAGAAAGAUUAGGAAUCCGGAAAACAAUUAUAUGCCUGAGUUUGAUUAUGCUAAGUUUGAGAGGGAUAAUGCAGUGAAAAUUGUGACUUUAAGCAAGGAAGAGCAGCUAGAAGAGAUCGCAGCCCGCAAGAAGUCGCAGAACUAUCUGGACUCGCAGUUCAAGUGCGAGACUUGUGGGAAGGCAUUCAACGUGGAGGCCGCUUAUAACAACCAUCUAGUGAGACACGAUCCUAUCGAGGGCGAGUUAGCGUGCGAAAUCUGUUCGGUGCGCUACAAGCGCCCGUUCCAGGUGCAACGACACCAGGACGUGCACCGGCUGAAGAUUAUAUGCAACGAGUGCAAAUAUGUGUCCAGAACCAGGUGGCAAGCAGUGAGACAUCACGAAAUGCACGCGGGAAGGACCUACCAAUGCCAACAUUGCGGGAAAACCUUUGUCAAGACGACUACGUUUCUGUCGCACGUACGCAUUGUGCACCCCGCGCAGUGCGUCGCGUGCGACGUGUGCGGGGAAACGUUUGUGGGUGAAUUUGGGGUGCGCGCGCACAAGAAGAGAUCGCAUGCUAAGAAGCCGCAACAAUUCAAGUGUACUACUUGUUCAGUAAACUUCCGUAGUUUAACUGCGCUGAACAGACACACAGACACGGCCGGCGAGCACACAGACCUGCGGCCGUGCGAGCAGUGCGGCGAGAACUGUGCGAGCGAGGAGGCGCUACAGGAACAUGUCGAAGAGACACAUUCGACUGAGUCACAUCGGUGUGAAGAGUGCGACAUGACGUUUCCCGACACGACGGCGUUCGAGGUCCACAACCGACGCAAGCAUCUCAACGAGCGCCCCACCAUCGGCCGCACCAACUACGGGAGGAAGAAGUACGAGCGCCAACGCGCCGCCAUGCGCGCCGCUCGCGAGAGCGGUGUCGCUCCCGCUCUUCGCGCGCCGUCCAGGCUGUUCGUGUGUGAGCAGUGCGGACGCGUACUGAUAAAUUCUACCAUGCUCCGGCAGCACCAGGAGCAGCAUCAGGAAGUGAGGACGUUCGCCUGCAAUUUCUGUCCGAAGAGCUUCGCCGUCAAAGCCACGCUAGAGAAACAUAUACGGACGCACACAGGGGAGAAGCCAUUCCAGUGCCCGGAGUGUCCGAUCGCCUUUUCCAAUAAUGGGAACCUCACUCGACACCGAAAAACCGCACACGAGGGCAUCCGCGAAAACGUCCCCUGUACGAUCUGCGGGCGCGUGUUGUCCACCAAGUCCUCGCUGGCGCUGCACGUGAACACCGUGCACCACGGCCAGCCCGCGCCCAAGCGGAACCGGACCAAGCGGAACAAGAGCGAAAACAAACAAGAAGACUGUAGUUAAUGCAACAUCUGUGCGAGUUGUCCGCGCUGGCGUUGCACGUGAGCACCGUGCACCACGGCCGGAUCAAGCGGAACCAGGCCAAGCGGAACAAGAGCGGCAACAAUAUCCCGUGCACCAUAUGUGCGAGUUGGCCACGUGAGCACAGUGCUCUGCGGCCAGCCCGCGUUCAAGCGGAGCGAAACCAAGUGGCAACAAUUUUUCAUUUAUUUAAUUUAUUUAUUUUUCAUUCAAUAAGCACUAACAGCUAAACUUUACGUGCUAAUUGGCAUUACAAUUAAUACUUAAUGGCUAACAUGCAUUAAUUGCUAAAAACAAAAAGAUAGACAUACAAAUUGCAACUUAAGUAAAUAAGAUUUCAUUAAUUCAACCCGGAAUAAAUGUCAUAUACAAAACACACAUUACAUUUGUUACAUUAUUAUUUUUAAGAAAAAACAAUUAAAACGAGCGGCUAAGGAAUGGAAUGCGCUCCCGCCAUCUGUAUUCCCUGAUCAAUAUGACCUCGGUCUCUUUAAAACAAGAGUGAAUAGGCUGUUACUGAACCGGUGAGCUCCAUCUUAGGCCCUGUCUUCACUUUCCAUCAGGUGUGACUAGGGCCAAUCGCCGAUCAGUUUAUAAAAAAAAAAAAAGAAUUAAUAAAUUAAAUUAAAUGUCAACUGUAGAAUUUUAAAUAAUAGCCAAUGUCAAAUCACUCAAUAUUAAAUUUAAAUGAAUCUGUUAUUAAGAAUGUAAAAAUGUCAAAUCGAAAAAAGCAAUAUUAUACUAUAAACCUAAUGCUAAGUGAUGGAGCUAGUGGUAACGAUACUUUCAAGAUAUCGACAGGAUGCAGCUAGGAACUUGGUCUCGGUUGUUAAAAAUUGUUAUUGUUAACAAUGAUGACACAUGUUGAAUAUUAUGUAAUCUGUGCGAGUUGUCCUUAAGUCCGUGUUGGCACAGCCUGCGUACAAGCGGAACAAGUUGUUUUUUAAUAUAUAAAUCUAGUUAAGUGGAACAUUAACAUAAAUAAUUUAACAUAAAUAAAUAAAUUAAAGAAGUACUGUAAUAAUAUCGUUAUUGAAAAGUGUUUUAGUUUUAAGUGAAAAAUAAUCCUUACUUUAUAUUAAAAAUAAAAUGCACUCAGGAAAAAAUUUAGGGGAACGCAUAAAAAAAGUUUCAGGAGCUGUAAUCCCUUAAACCUAUUUAACCUUUUUUUUUGUUUUAAAAGUCCGACUCGCACUUAGGCGGUUUUUUUGCAUUCCUCUAAAUUUGUCUGAGUAUAUAUGGCAUUUCUAAUACAUGUUAAUAAGUGUUUUUCUUUUAAAUAAAUAUUCUUAUUCUAUUCUAA